AUGGAAACUAAUAGCAAACGUCGUCGUCUGGCAAAUGACACCUCACAAAUUGCGUCUUGGUUGGACGAAAUUUUGGAUGACGAGGACGGCGUGGAAGAAGAUUUUGAGGAAAGUGAUUGUGAAAGUGAACACACUGAUCACCAAAGUGACACAGAACAAUAUUCUGAUACCGACGCAGCACCGAAAAUAGUUUGCCCGAUCAAGGCGAUGUAUGAGGAUUCUGAACUGGCAGUACUGCACACUGGUACCAUAAGUAACGCAUUCUCGACCGACGAUGCAGCUAAACAAGACUGCCUUCUCUCACCACUACAUUUCAUCAUGGCCCUGGAAGAGGUCAUGUACCAAUACACCACCAGGCAAAUUGAGGAUUUGGACUUUGCCGAUGAUAUUUGUCUGCUAUCGCACAAGUUGAUCGAUAUGCAAGCGAAGCCAGAUGAACUAGUAAUGUUGGCACGCUAA
Molecule: messenger RNA, 459 nt
Organism: Anastrepha ludens (Mexican fruit fly)
Lineage: Eukaryota; Metazoa; Arthropoda; Insecta; Diptera; Tephritidae
Exons: 2
Coding region: 1-459 (152 amino acids)
Source: RefSeq, a predicted model, not a curated record